Molecule: messenger RNA, 846 nt
Organism: Cylicocyclus nassatus
Lineage: Eukaryota; Metazoa; Nematoda; Chromadorea; Rhabditida; Strongylidae
Source: the annotation of a GenBank genome assembly
AUGAACUGUGAAGCGAAGCAUGCAUUGCACUGUGCAGCAUUGCUUACGUGGAUCUUAGGAUUUGCCUAUUUUUGCGGAGUUUUCACUGAACCUCAAAUACCUAUUACGUCAAGUCCAUUCGAAAGUCGAGAGACAUAUGCUGGAACCAGCUGCCAGUAUCAUAUCAGUAACAUCAGGUGUUCCCCUGAUGUUAUGUUUAUGGGAUGGUGCCAGCCGCGUUCCACCAUGCUAGUGGCUGCUUUCUGUAUCGUUAUGAGAGGUAAUGCUGUGACGCUUGAUUUGUGGCAGAUGUCCAUAUGCCUGAAGCCUACUGGUGACGAAAAUAUAGCAACUAAUAUGAAGACAUGUUACGAUGCGGGAAUGGAGAAUUUUAUUUUUGAAGUAGUCGCAGAUAACGCUAUUCACCUACCGCCUCAACCACGAGUACGGAAAGUUGUAGUGCCAACAUCUUAUCGAACGAAGAGCGGUGCAAAAUUCAAGGCUCUGCUUUACAAUAUUGUCUUGAAGACGAUGUCAAUAUCCUCCAGAUCACGGGUUAUCGUUUUGCAGAUAUGUGGAAUACUGAACUUCUGUGAGGACGGUCGGCACCAGUUUGGCCAAGGUGUAAUCACUUAUGCUAGCGGUGAAUUUGUCAACUGGUUGACGACAAUGUCUGACUCUCGGUACGGUUUUCAUGUUUUUCUACCGACCAUCAUUCGCCUAUGUGAAACGUCGCAAACCAAUCAUCUAUCGUUUUUAAAAGUCGCCGAUGAUAUGGGCCAACUGCGACUGCAUUUUAAACUGUUCCACAAACCGUUGUUUGGUUGGAAAGGUUCAUUCUUCGUUACACCAGUGGAUGUGAAAUGA